Molecule: messenger RNA, 1698 nt
Organism: Bicyclus anynana (squinting bush brown)
Lineage: Eukaryota; Metazoa; Arthropoda; Insecta; Lepidoptera; Nymphalidae
Product: ubiquitin-like-conjugating enzyme ATG3
Exons: 7
Coding region: 163-1125 (320 amino acids)
Biological process (GO): autophagosome assembly; autophagy of mitochondrion; nucleophagy
Cellular component (GO): cytoplasmic ubiquitin ligase complex; cytosol
Molecular function (GO): Atg8-family ligase activity
Source: RefSeq, a predicted model, not a curated record
GUUUGACGUUUGUCUUUGUGUUUGUGGUUUUUAUUCUUUUCUUUGUGCGGCUUUUGAUUUGAAGAUAUUUGAUAUUUUUGAUCAUAUUUUGUAUUGUAAUGUAAUAGAACAAAAUUGGAGCAUUUAUAAACUCAAUAUUCUUUUGUUUAAAGUGAUUUUAAAAUGCAAUCUGUUAUAAACACCGUGAAAGGAACCGCCCUCGGCGUAGCAGGUUACUUGACUCCCGUUCUGAAGGAAUCCAAGUUUCAAGAGACUGGUGUGCUGACCCCUGAGGAGUUUGUGAUAGCUGGUGACCACCUGGUGCACCACUGUCCCACUUGGCAGUGGAGCAAAGGGGAGGAGUCCAAGCUUAAACCCUAUUUGCCCCCCGACAAGCAGUUCCUUAUCACCAGAAAUGUGCCCUGUUAUAGGCGCUGCAAGCAAAUAGAGUACUGUGAGAACAAUGAAAAGGUGAUAGAAGAUGAGAAUGAUGGGGACGGUGGCUGGGUGGACACACACCACUAUGAGUCCCCUGGCUCACCCACUGUGGAGGAAAAGGUGUGUGACAUGACCCUGGAGGCAGCGGAGACCGGGGACAGUGACGGUGAGGAGGCGCCAGACAAUGAUGACAACGAUGAUGACGCAGACGAUGGGGAAGCUGAAGACAUGGAGAGCUUCCAGGCGUCUGGCUUGCUGGACGAAGUGGACCCAUCGACAGCGCUGACGCAGCGCAAGGAGCCCAAGGCGAAGGAGCGCAAGCCGAAGGCGGACGGCGACGAGAUCGUGCGCACGCGCACCUACGACCUGCACAUCACGUACGACAAGUACUACCAGACGCCGCGCCUCUGGCUCAUCGGCUACGACGAGGACCGGCGGCUGCUGGGCGCGGAGGCGCUGUACGAGGACAUCUCGGCGGAGCACGCGCGCAAGACCGUCACCAUGGAGGCGCACCCGCACCUGGCGGGGCCCGGCAUGGUCUCCGUGCACCCCUGCAGGCACGCAGAGGUGAUGAAGAAGAUACUGGAGACGGUGUCGGAGAGCGGCGGCCACCUGUACGUGCACUCCUACCUCAUCGUGUUCCUGAAGUUCGUGCAGACCGUCAUCCCCACCGUGGAGUACGACUUCACGCAGAACGUCUCCAUGUAACAGCGCACUGCAACAGUUGAUCACACCUGGCUUUUGUCGUGGCUCUCUACCGUAUCCAGCGUUGAAAACUUAGUCUGCAGUCAAUUUACUGAUUCAACAGUUGAUCAUACCUGGCUUCUGUCUAUCUACUGAUUCAACAGUUGAUAACAUCUGGUUUCUGUCUAUCUACUGAUUCAACAGUUGAUAACAUCUGGCUUCUGUCUAUCUACUGAUUCAACAGUUGAUCACACCUGGCUUCUGUCUAUCUACUGAUUUAACAGUUGAUAACACCUGGCUUCUGUCUAUCUACUGAUUCAACAGUUGAUAACACCUGGCUUCUUUCUAUCUACUGAUUCAAUAGUUGAUAACACCUGGCUUCUGUCUAUCUACUGAUUCAACAGUUGAUCACACCUGGCUUCUGUCUAUCUACUGAUUCAAUAGUUGAUAACACCUGGCUUCUGUCUAUCUACUGAUUCAACAGUUGAUCACACCUGGCUUCUGUCUAUCUACUAAUUCAACAGUUGAUCACACCUGGCUUCUGUCUAUCUACUGAUUCAACAGUUGAUAACAUCUGGCUUCUGUCUAUCUACUGAU